AUGGAAGGCGGUGCUGAAGCCGUAGAUGUGAGCUGGCUCCAUCAUUCGCAGCGGGCUGAUACUGCCGGUCGAUCCAAAAAUACGCCCUCAAGGUCUUCUCAGCAGAAGUUAAAUGAGCAGCAACCUGGGACCGACAGCACUGCUACUCAAAACGACGCGACAGCCAGCACUACUAAUGGACAGAAUGGACAAGCGUCAGCUUCGGCUCCAAAGCCGGUGCCAACAUCAUCAUUAUCCAAACCAUUGCCGUUACCCUCUGAAAGCGCAGAGAACGAAACCUCAAAACAACAGUCGCUAUCUCCACCAAACCAAAAUCAAAAUCAGAUCCAAGCCCAGGCCCAGGGCCAGGGCACUGGCCCGGAAUAUACGCCUGCCCCAAACAUCACCACAAGCGCCAUCGCUCUUACGGGCACAACCCAAACUACGGUCACCAGCACAAAUGCGAGUACCAGAACACCGCCAAAGCCCGUACCUCGGCGAAACUCUUGGAUUUCCACUCUAAGCUCCAAGUUCUCCUCUGGCUCUACACCUCCGUCUCAGAGCCACAUGAGAGAGUCGCCGUCAACCGGCCGGCAACAACAACCAUCUGACUCGAUAAAUCCCUUCGGUGCUGCAUACUCUCCGAAAGAUGCUGAUAAAUCGGGGGAAGGUUCCAGCUCCUUCACAAGCGGCUCUCCAAGGAGCGGCCACCCCUCGUUCUUCCACAACGCAUUCCGAAAACUGUCUUCAUCGGGAGGAGCUAGCCUGGGCAAGCUGUCCUCUAACUACGCCCCAAAUGGCGGGGUGUGGCCAAGGCGAGUAAUGAAUGUUGAUGCGGACCGGGAUCGUUGUAAGAUUCCAGAACUCAACCAAGCAAAACUGCGACGUGUGGCGUUUUGCGUGGAUGUUGAGAUUGCAGGGACUCAAAGGAGGUCUGAAGGUGACGAGGAACGCAGCACCAAGAAAAAACCCGACCCCAAGGCAGUGGAGGCCGAAGAAGGCACUGUGCUAAAACAUGCAGCGGGACAUGCACCUCUGCCGACGUCAUCACCACCUUCGGAUGCCCCUGUAAGUAAUGGUGCUGUGCAGCCUCCAGACUCGCAUCCAAUCGAUGACGAGAAAUCCAAGCCACCGCCAACGAAGAAGCAGGAGAAGAAAAAGCGCUCGGAAGAGGAACGCAAGGAGCGGAAGGAGAAGAAGAGAAGACAAGCCGAGGAAAAUGGCUCGAUUCCCUUGCAGGUCAACCUCGAAGGUGGAAGCAAUAGUACUUCCAAAACAAACUCCAUCCGUCGGUCAUCGCGCGGUCAAGACCAGCCUACCACAGAUCCUCUACGAAUAUACCGGCGAUGCUGCCAACUUCGAGAAACGGGCGUGUUGAAGAAGUUAGUCGAACAGAUCUCCUCGCCGUCUUCAAUCUUGGCCGAGUCACCCGGUACUGUUGCGGUCCUGGACUUGACUGGCUUCCCCAUGACUUUGACCGACAUCAUCACCUUCAGUGAUUGGCUUUCCAUUGUCCCAGUACGGAAACUGAUAUUACAGGACUGUGGCCUGUCUGAUGAAGCAGUCAGGGUGAUCCUCGGCGGUCUACUCGCUACCAAGACCAUCGAGGCUGCCAGACAAGCCCGGCAGUUGAAGCACAGGAAUGUUGGGUCUGAGCUGGCAAAGGAAAUUCGAUACGGAGCUAUAGAAAAACUGUCACUAAAGGGGAACUCGAAAAUCGGCCCCGAGGGAUGGCGACAUAUAAGUCUUUUCAUACACAUGUCUCGCUCACUCAGGGGUAUUGACUUGUCUGGCAUACCCUUACCCCGUCCCACACCCCCUACCAAUGGUCCAGCGUCACCCAUCAGCAGGCCUUCUAAGCCCGUACCCGAUAUCGGUACCAUAUUCGCAAAUGCCCUUGCACAACGCUUUGGAGGUGAGCGGCUUGAAGAACUCGUUCUUAGUGAAUGCUCUCCAUCGACCGAAGAUGUGCAGAAAAUAAGCGAUGCAGCCAGAUCUAUGGGACUACGGCGACUAGGCCUAGCUAAUAACGACCUCACCAAGGAGGGACUCGAAUAUGUCAUCAACUACUUCCAGGGUGGUAAAUGUGAAGGCCUUGAUCUAGGUGGCAACAAGCUGGAAGCUCACAUUGGUCUUUUCUCAUCUGCUCUUGACAAGACUUUCCCUCUAAGUGCCUUAAGCUUAGCGGAUUGCUCCUUGACGCCUAAAACUCUCUGCUCACUCAUGCAGGGACUGACCCUGUUACCCAACUUCCGCUUUAUCGAUCUAUCGCACAACAAAGACCUAUUCAUCACACAGCCUGACUCAUUGGGGAUUCUACGAAGAUACCUCCCGCAGAUGAAGGAGCUAAGACGAAUACAUCUUGCAGACGUCUGUCUUAGUUCAGAGCAUGCUAUUGCUCUCGCUGAGAUCCUUCCCGACUGUCCUAAACUUUGCCAUAUCAAUAUCCUUGAGAACCCGGCUAUCCAGGACCUGGCGUCUGCAAGCACCCCUGAAGCUCAGGAGGAGGCUUGUGCGCUAUAUGCGUCGUUUAUGUCGGCAGCCCGCAUAUCUCGGAAUAUUAUCGCCGUUGAUAUCGAUGUUCCAACUCCCGAGAAUAACGAGGUUGUCAAGGCCCUUGCUUCUCAGAUAGUGGCUUAUUCCCUACGCAACCUCCAAUAUGGCGAGUUGAAGGAGGAGCUAUCAUCGUCGGCCGAUACCCAGGCUGCUGUAAAGGAUGUUCCUGUUCCCGAUAUCCUGGAACAUCUCGUUGGCCACGCUGACGAUGCAAACGGGGAGAUUGAUGACUCCAAAGUUACUUCAGACUAUGACUAUGUCAUUGGUGGUACUGGAGUUGUCAAGGCGCUAGGAAUCUGUCUGGGUAAUUCCGAUUACACCGCUGUCGAAGAUGUUCUGGGCGACCAGUCUCCAACUGCUAGUGGCACUUCUACACCAUAUCGUCGCCUUAGUCAUGUUCGCGUGACCAAGAAACCUCGUGAUAUGUCAAGAGAUCUACUCAACUCUGCGAGGAAGAUCCGGCUUCGGCUGCGGCCUGCUUUGGUCCGUGAGGACCGGGCAGGUAAUGAUCUAAACUACCGCCGACUCCACUUUCUCGACAUGACACUUCAACGAAUGAUUCAACGUUUCGAGGAUGAGUUCCCGGAUACCCGCAUACCCGAUGAGACCUCCACAACCCGCUCAAGUGAUGGUUCUCCUAAUCUAUCUAACGUUAAUGAUUCUACUAUCCUUGAACCGGUUGGUUCAUCCGCCAACGGCAAUACAACGGCUGAAGCAGAUGGUGAAGACGAGGAUGUAGAUCGAUACGCUGUUCGUCUCUCCCGGACUAGUUCGAACACAUCCCUCCACUCUCGCGCACUUACCUCUGAAGAAGGGAAAGUCCACCGUCUCAGUCACCAUUUCAGUCAUUCGCUACUCGGUCGCUCAGACAAGGACAAGAGCAAGGAUGCAGACCAGGAGUCCUCGGAGAAACCAAUCUCCCAGUCACCUCCAGAUGCAGUGCAAGUUCAAGCUCUCCGCGAGAAACUUGAACGUCUUCGUGCUCUUCAAGGCGAGGACACCGAUACAAACGUCCACAGUGAAGACCCGUCCUCAUCAUCCCGUCCCAUACUCCAUGAUGGCGCUUCCAACCUGGAAGAAUUGCUUACCCUACAGAAACAAGACCCUGAGGCCUUCGCAGAACUUAAGGAAAGCCAUAUCGUGGCACUUAUAAACGCAGGCCUAAGAAAUCCGGAUGAUGCAUGA
This is a messenger RNA of Trichophyton verrucosum HKI 0517, 3720 nucleotides long. RefSeq names its product cell wall biogenesis protein Mhp1, putative. The record is from RefSeq and is a predicted model, not a curated record. NCBI's taxonomy places the organism in Eukaryota, Fungi, Ascomycota, Eurotiomycetes, Onygenales, Arthrodermataceae. The transcript is spliced from 3 exons. The coding region runs from base 1 to 3720 and encodes 1239 amino acids.